Molecule: messenger RNA, 562 nt
Organism: Aricia agestis (brown argus)
Lineage: Eukaryota; Metazoa; Arthropoda; Insecta; Lepidoptera; Lycaenidae
Exons: 2
Coding region: 79-474 (131 amino acids)
Source: RefSeq, a predicted model, not a curated record
CCACCCAAUAGUUGUCAAUAGUAAUCAACGUCAAACAAUAAUUUUAUUUAAGUACGGUACACAAAAUUUCCGUUCGAAAUGUUCUCAAAGCUCAAACCCCUCACGCGGUUGAUGCGCGUAGCAAUAACACCAGUACGUAAGGCGUACUUACCUCCCACGCAGUACGAUCAGCCGCUGCCGAAGAGACUCCACCUGGGUUACGUACUGCGGGUGUACUGGGAGACGGUGCCACUGUUCGCUGUGACGUGCGUCAGUCUUGGAUGCAUGUUCGCGUCUAUCGCCUGGGCGUGUAAGCACAAGGUGGACGUAGUAUUCACCAACUCCGGCGGCAGUAUCUCCCGCACGAUGGACCUGCGGAACCCCACCGUCCACAAAAUGGUCCUCAUCAACCAGUACUACGAGCCCUGGCCCGAGAUGCAGGACGUAUUGGACAAGAUGGCCAGAGCGGAGGAGAGGCUGAUGGAGGGUCAAUGACGUCACGAUAUUAUUUGGAUUAAACUUUUAAUUUGUAUUUGUCUGACGGCAUACUGAGCUAUGACGUAAGGACUUUGAAUUAAAAAUU